AUGAGUAUGAUCAACAAGGCAGUGGAGGACAUGGAAGAGUGGAAUAGGAGAACUGACAUGGAUCAAAGAGAGCAACCCCACCUUCCAAUGGUAAGAACAGAAGCUAAAUGGGAACCCCCACCACCAAAUUGGUUCAACUACAAUGUUGACGGUGCUUGGGAUGAAAGCAAGGACCAGUGUGGUAUCGGCUGGGUUUCAAGGAAUCACCAAGGGGAGGUUUUCUGGAUGGAAUUGAGGAAGUUACCUAAGCUUCGUACCCCUAUUGAAGUGGAAGCGGAGGCUUUACGCUGGGCCAUGAGGACAAUGUUAAGACUCAACUUUAGGAAUGUGAUCUUUGUCUCGGAUUCCGAAAGCUUGGUUGAAGCAUUGAGAGAGGAACCCUUAAGGCCAAGCCUCCACACUUACCUUCAGGACAUCACUCAUAUGAGUAAAAGGGUUACAAGCAGUAAGGUGAUCUUCCAAGGCAGAGAAGCAAAUAGAGUGGCAGAUAGGAUUGCAAAGGAAGCCAUUUCUCUUGAGAUUAGUGCUCCUAAAUUGUAUACUGUCAUGCCAAUAUGGUUAAAAUUUUAUUUGGAGAAUGAUUUUGUAUGUGUUUAA
This is a messenger RNA of Brassica oleracea var. oleracea, 597 nucleotides long. RefSeq lists its product as uncharacterized. The coding region runs from base 1 to 597 and encodes 198 amino acids. Gene Ontology annotation, molecular function: RNA-DNA hybrid ribonuclease activity; nucleic acid binding. The transcript has a single exon. NCBI's taxonomy places the organism in Eukaryota, Viridiplantae, Streptophyta, Magnoliopsida, Brassicales, Brassicaceae. The record is from RefSeq and is a predicted model, not a curated record.